This is a messenger RNA of Epinephelus fuscoguttatus (brown-marbled grouper), 1595 nucleotides long. RefSeq names its product G-protein coupled receptor 4-like. Gene Ontology annotation, molecular function: G protein-coupled receptor activity. The coding region runs from base 120 to 1094 and encodes 324 amino acids. The record is from RefSeq and is a predicted model, not a curated record. Gene Ontology annotation, biological process: phospholipase C-activating G protein-coupled receptor signaling pathway; positive regulation of Rho protein signal transduction. The transcript has 5 exons. Gene Ontology annotation, cellular component: membrane. Lineage: Eukaryota; Metazoa; Chordata; Actinopteri; Perciformes; Serranidae.
ACCAUCCACCAUAUAGACUGUAGACUGUUUGGAUGCGAGGGACAAAACAGCAAACUUGGCGAAGGGAACUCAUCCAGGUCACUAUGGUCUCGGAGCUGUCAAAGGUUUCACUCUGAAGAAUGGAAGAUUUACACAUUAACAACACUUCACAGGACAACAGGGACAUCUUUGACUACUAUUACAUCUUUACCUCCUUUGACACCUUUGGUCAUACUGCUGAAGCUGAAUUCAUCAUAAAUGUGGUGACAUGCGUAAUCUUAAGUAUCGGCCUGCCUUUGACCCUCAUGGCCAUCUAUGCUCUCUACUCUCAGGUGAGAAAUGAUCAUGUUGCUCCGAUCUACAUCAUCAACCUUCUCAUCUCUGACGUCAUUCAGUUUUGCUACAUGAUCAUUGAGGUGGUGCUUGCCGAGAACCUUAUGAUAUACGUCAUCUUCUUUAACAUAUACAUCUAUUGUCUGCAGGCCAGUGUUGGCUUCAUGGUGUGUGUCGCCCUGGAAAGGUAUUUGGUCAUCGCCUGCCCACUGUGGUACCGCUUCAGACGAACCAUCAAGAUCUCUGUGCUGGUCUGUGUUGUGGUCUGGGUCCUUCCUGCUCUUUGUCACAUUGUCUCUUUUUGCUCGGACCCUGAAACAGCCGAAAUCAUUGUUGCCGUCUUUUUACUCCUUCCCCUCCCACUGCUCAUAUUUUUCCUGGGUGGGACCCUCAGAGCUCUGUCUGCCUCCAUCUCGGUCCCAUCUGACGAAAAACGACGAAUUGUAGGACUGUUGGUCCUGGUGCUGCUGAUUUACACACUACUGUUCCUGCCCAGCAUCAUUUGGUUCAUUGCAACAUCAAACAGAAAUAAUUACAUUCUUCACAUUGCGUUUCCUGUGUUUCUUAAGUUGAGUCCUCUUGCAGAUUUAGUUCUGUAUGUUUUCAUGAGGAAAGGUGCCAUAGACAGGCUCUUGGCCGCUGUGUGUUGUUGCAGAAUGAGCCGCAAUGAAAACAGGAGUACGGCAGUAUCAGUGGUGACAACACAUCCACAGUCAGCUUCAAGUAGGCAGAGACAGAGGGAGACAGUGACAGAGAUAGAGGAGGGAACAGAAAACAUGUAGGCUGACAGGAAGGACAGAGACACAACAGAUUCUGUCCUCUACUGAUAUGAUUUCCAGUAAGACACCUAACUGUAGAUAGCAGGAAGUCUUGUCCUGACUCUGCUGUGGGAGUUCUGCUCACUGGGAAAUUUGUGAUGGCUUCAACAAAUGUUAAUCAAAUAUGUUUUCCAUAAGUUUAGCUGUAAGCUGAUGUCUAUCAUUAUCAUUAAUCACAGAAACAAACCAGAUAUUAUCUUUGAUUCAGUGAGCUCAUUAAAGCUGCCACACUGUCUUAAACUAAACCUUUAUUUAGACUUUAACACAGAAAGAGCAUCUUAACAAGUCUGCAGGACCUUUUACUGCUUUAGUCUCUCAUAUUCAUUUUAAUGAGGUUGUUCACUACAUUUUCAGUUGUCACUCAUGUAUGUUUAUCCCAGACUGUGUUUGAUUUGCUUUUUUGUUAUAUUUUGUAGAGAUCAAACUAUACUGUUUAUUUCUUUAUUUAAUCUUAGUUUUAUUUGG